Molecule: messenger RNA, 5297 nt
Organism: Ruditapes philippinarum (Manila clam)
Lineage: Eukaryota; Metazoa; Mollusca; Bivalvia; Venerida; Veneridae
Exons: 19
Coding region: 299-3130 (943 amino acids)
Cellular component (GO): ribonucleoprotein complex
Molecular function (GO): RNA binding
Source: RefSeq, a predicted model, not a curated record
UAGACAUUACCGGAUGUUUAUACCUGCUGAUUUUCAAAGUGUGCUGAUGCUGGGGAUUUUUUUUAAAAUGACUGAUUUAGCUGACAAUUACUCAGACAAGGCGAGCAAUAAUGAAUUGCUUGAAAAGGCAAAAAAUGAAUUCAAUCGGGAAAAAAGACUUAUGAUCAAAAACUUGCCUUCCAAUACGUUGGAGAAGGUAUGUUCUACUCAGGAAUGCGAGGAUAAUGAGGGGUGAAGCAAUGCGGACAGGAGGCUACAAGGAGCUGUGGAGCAGUAGUGACGGGAUAUUCGUGCAUUUAUGGGCUUCAAUGGAGAGUUUCCCGUGGAGUCGGUACAGAUGGUCAAAAAUUUCAACCAAGCUAUAGUAACAUUGAAAGAUCCGUCCCUGGUAGAUGAGGCCAUUUCUAAGUUGGAUAGUACGAAGCUGGAUACCCUGACAGUGUCUGUGUCCGUGUAUAGGAGUGAGAAGAUUUUAUGUAUAGCACAGUUACCGUUGUCUAUGACAGAAUAUAAGUUCCGGGAACUGGUUACCGAACAUGGAAACAUUGAUAUGUGCUUUCUUAUGAGAUCAGAGGAGACAGGAGAAAGUAAGGGGUAUGGUUUUGUUGAGUUCAAUGAGCCGAUAGAGAAAGUAGGUAAAAUAAAAUGUUCCCUAGACUGGUCUAACAUUGAUGGUCAGACAGUACAUUGUGAUGCUAUAGUAGACAGUUCACAGUCUGGAAUCACAUUCCAGGAUUUGCAUUCAAAAUGUCUGAUAAUAGACAACCUACCAAAAGACUACUGUGAUUCUAUUGCAUUGAGACAGGUAUUCAGUGAAUUUGUGAAACCUGUGUAUUGUCAGAUUGUAACAAAGGAGGGAGAGUCACUAGGAUUCGGUAUCCUGGAAUACGAGAAUGCUGAUGAUGCUGAAAGAUCGUUCAAUCAGUUUAAUAAACACAAAAUUAACGAUGUCCCGAUGAAUAUCUCAUAUUGUAUACCAGGGAAAUCUGCUAUACAUAUGUUCAACAGAAUUAUGUUUAAAUAUGGUGACAAAGUACAUAUAAACAGAGCCAGCCUUCUUCCAGACCCGGUCUAUCCUAAUCCUGCCUUUCUUAAACAUGUCUUCUUUAAAACCCACGUUGCCAAACAUCCUAGAUUAUUGGUCCAGUUUACAGAAAAUUUGUUACAUUUACAAGAAGGCUAUGUUAAACAGCUUGAGGAUAGAACCAAUGCUAAACCAGGUAUUUUAGGACCAGCUCCAACCAUUCCAAUGUCACCGUUGAUGGAUAUCAACCUUCAGUUAGGUCUCCUAUCUGUGAUAGUACUUGAUAUGAGAGAAAAAGGCACUUACAAUGGAGAGGUACCAGAGCCUCUUGGGAAAGUCAAGAUUCCAACAGAUGAAGAAUUUCAGGAAAAACCGCAGCCCGUAUCUCUGCUUGGUGACCCAAUGACAGCCCAGGCAAACAUCAUAUUGAAGAAUCUACUGAUGCCCCAGGAUAAGUCAGAGUUUCACAGAUCAGUAACUGACGUAGAUGCUCCUAAACUACUUGAGAAAUCUGUAUAUGAAUUGAACAUGGUCUAUUUAUGCAGUCUUGGCAGACUUAUGGCCAUGUUGUCAGAAAAGACUCAAUCCAGGGGAAUUUUAGGUAGUGCUCCAACUGGCCCACCGAAGCCUUUAAUGGAAGGUUUGGUACAGGCAGGUAAAGUGGCUCAGAAGCUCCUUAACAACAUGGGAAUGGGUCAACAGAACCCGCAAAACAGAAUGGUCAGAAACCCUCGCGAACCAAACCAGCAAGGUCUCCUUGGCAAUGCUCCAAAUAUGAACACAAAUACCAAUAAAGCUGCAUCUAACUUUAUGAACACUAUACAGCAGUUGGCUAUGCAGAAAAUGGCACAAGGAGGCAACAAGCAAGACCUUAAUUCACUGUUUGGGAAUACAGGAAAUAUGAACAAUAAUAGUAACUCUGGAGAUGGACUUCUUGGCAGUUACAAAGGUCAAGGUCAAGGUCGGCUGCCAAGUUUGCUAGAGAACCAGGUACCAGCUCAGACUCAACAAGGGAACCAGCCACAAUCUUUACUGUCCUUAAACUUUAACAAUAAAGGAGAUGGCUUAAUACCUACACCUAAAAUGGAGGAAGAGACAGGGUUGGGUUUCUAUGGAAACCAAGGUGGGAGUUACGAUGACUCAGGAUAUCAGGGUGGUUGUGAUGAAACAGAAUAUAAUGAAGCAUAUGGUGAAGCAUUUAGUAACAAUGAUGAUAGAAACAGUGGUUGCUAUGGUAAUCUAAUGGGACAGAAGUUUUCAGCCAGAAAAUUGAUGGACAUUGAAUUUGAUGCAACUUCAAACUCCAAUAGAUUUGAUGGAGCUUAUUUUUCUGGUAUAAAUGCUAGGCAGAAGUCUGGUCUGGCUCCCAGCAUGAAUAGACAGAUCUCACAGCCAGAGAAAAGAGACGGGCAUUACAACGAUAUAGCCGAACAGGCGGCAUUCUAUGCUGCUGGUGCUGCCGCGGCAUAUAAACAACAGUAUGAAGAGUGGGUACAGUCUGGUUAUAAUGGUAACUAUGGCAACAGUACUGCCGGCUAUGAUACAGAUAAUAAUGCUUUUAACAUGAAUGGCGGACAAGGCAACUUUGAACAGGAUAUUUCAUAUGGAAAUCAACAAACUGCACCGUAUGGAAACAUUGAUGGAGGAAUUAGACAAAUGGGUAACUCUUCUAUGACAAGUCUUCUGGGCUCAUUUAAUAACGCUCGCCAGCUUGGUAUGUCAAAUAAUACUCAAAGGACGGAUUUUCCUGCCAGAUCAGGAGCAACUAAUUUGGCUGGUUCCCUUGGACGAGAUGUUACCAUGCAGUCAAACUUCGCUGGUUCCUUUGGCAGAGAUGGGAGUCGUACCCCAGGAGGAGGAGCUAGGUCAGGAAUGAGAAGUCUGAUGGGGCCGCCUUCAAUUCCUUCAUUAUUUUCAGCAAGUGGUGCUGGAACAACACAAUCUAAUCUUGCCACUCCACAAGGCCAGAAAAGGCCGUUUUCCCACGUAUUGCCGUCACCGGAGCCGAGUCCAGAAGGAGAUUAUAUAGGUCAACAUUCACAGGGUUUAGGUGGACAUUAUGCUGACACUUACACAAAACGACAAAAAUUGACUGGAAGAUUCUAGGGAAAAAACAACACUUAUCAUAAUUGAAAAAGGAUAUAUUUGUGAGAGAAAUGCAUCGUUAGAUAUUUAUACGAAAAACAAACCACUUGCAACAAAACAAAGGUUGAAAAUAUUGAAACAAAAUGCACCUAAGAUCAAUGCAUCUCUAAAAUGGUUUUGGAAAUAUAUUGUAUAAAUGAGAAAUGCUAUGUGCAUAAGUAGUAUCAAUUCAUGUGGGUUUAGUUGUGUUAUACGUAAAUUGCAUUGACUAUUUCAGUAAGUGGUACAUGCUCACUAGAAAUGCAUGCUAUUGGUUGUUAACAAUGUUAUACUUGUUGUUAUUUUAGAUAUUUAUACGAGUUGAGAUUAUAUUGAUUAAUUUGUGCGGCCUUUGUAGCUGAGUGGUUAGAGUGGCUGAAUUCAAGCCACUUGCUCCUCAUCGUUAGGGGUUUGAACCACACCAAAGACUUGCAACUCUUUUAUGUGAGGAAGCUAUCCAGCUGUCUUCAGGAUAGUUAGUGGAUAGUGGUUUGUUCUGAGGUGUCUUCUGUUGUCCGAAGUAUUGCAGUGAGUGGCACCUCGAGUUCUUCCUCUGUCAGUUAAGCUGGAAUGUUGCCGUAUGGUCUUAACAGAAACUUAACAACAAAACAAAUUGUAAGAUAUGGCUUCUAAUAGCUUAUUAGAUGAUAGUGUUGUAUUUUGUUUAUCUGUACAUAGAAUAGAAACUUAUUGUGCUACGAGUCAAAUCUUGCCAUGCGCUGCCUUCUACCUUUAUCAUAAUAAUGUGAUGAAUUGAACUUGUUGCUGAUGUUUGGAAAUAUCCAUAGUAAUUUAUAUGGAUUCCAAUAUCAAACUUUAUAGAAUAGUGUUUACAGCAAACAUUGUAAAAGUUUGGUCAGACUACAUAAGUGUUCUGGCUGACGAUGGUCAGAUGCCUGUAUUUGAGUGGCUUGGGAAAGUAAAGAUUUUUUUUUUUUUUGAUUAUAGUUAUUUUAGGUUUAAUUGUUUUUGAUAUUGUUACAUAUUUAUUAACUGUUGCAACAGAAUUAAUUAUGAUUCUUGCAUUUUAAGAAUGCGUCUCUAUGACUUGCCCACUGUUUUUUCUGACUUCCUUUCCCCAUUUCUAUUUCAUGUCCAUCUAUCUUCUAUUAGUUCUUUUAAAACUAUUUCUGUCUCGUAAUUUUAAUAACUUGUCCUUUAGUGUGCAUUUUUGCCUUUAUUGAUAUUUUAAAACAAAUAUGUAUUAUAAAUGAAUGUCAUAGAAAGUCCACCUUAGUUAAGCUUAUGCAUGAUUGUAAUAAGAGGUCCAAAGGGCCAUAACUCUUAUUUAGUUUUUUUUUUUUACAACCAUGUUUUUUUUUUAAAAGUAAAAUGUGAUUCACCUAAUCUUUGACCAUGUGAUUAAUAAGAGUGAGUGAUGAUUUACAGAGAAAUGAAAAAGAUUAAUCCUUAACCUGCUGGAACCAGUUCUAGCCUGGAACCAGUUUUAGCCAGUCGGUGCCGUCUGCUCUAUACUGAUGGUAGCUCGAUUAUGAAAUCCCUUAAAAUUCUGAUGGACUGUUCCAAGUUCAAAGCAGAGCAAGUCCCAUUUCGUAAAUCCAGCAGGUUUAAGGUUAAAUAAGUCUAGUUUUUGAGGUGUCAGUCAUGUAUGUGAUGAGCUUUGUAGUAUUUUUUUUUUUUGGUUUUAAGUCUAUUUAUGAAGUAAAUGGCAAUUUGUGUAAGAUUCUAUUUAUUUAUAUCAAAUUCUGUUACCGGUACAAACCAACCCAGAAAUGGUUAAGAUAAUGCAAAAAGUUUAUUGUGACAUGCAUUUUUAAAGUCCUAUAUAUAUAUUUAAUUACAGUUUUUACAUUAACAACAGUUAUAGUUGUUACAUCAUGCUUCUUAUUAAAUAUAAAUUAUAUAAAUUAUUUGAGUAUGAACUUGUGUUGAAAACACUGAUGUCAUGGGACUAAUAUUUAUAAUUCAAUUAUCUUUAGAAUUAAAUUAUUGUUCUGAUUUUGCAAAGUUUAUAGAUCUAUGAAACAUGGCCUAUAUGUAUAUUAUUCAAUUUUUACUGGAUGAUUAUAGUUUCUAUUUUAUAGAAUAAUAUAAUACUGUAGUAUUUUGCUCGCAUUUAUUAAAAUAUGUCUUAAAGUAAGAGAUAUGUUUAUUAUCCUACAGCUGAAUUAAAGAUUUUAAACUAUAA